AUGCAAGGAAAUUUAUUAAUUUUGAUUAUUUCUCUUAGUUUCUUUUUAGUAUCUGCGAAAAUAGACCCGCAAAAUUUAAAAUGCCUAGUUUGCCGACAGACCUUCGAAGAACUUAAUAAAGUUAUCAAAAAUGUUGAUAAGUGGAAAAAAGUGGAUGUGGGCAACUUUAGAAUGGAUGCGAGUGGAAACACCAUGCAACAAAAGGUGCCGGCUCACCGCUCUGCUGUCUACAUUUCUGAAGUCAUCGAUGACAUCUGCAAGAAGAUGGAUGACUACGUGCGCGUGUACUACAAGUCGACGGGCAAGCUGGCCAUCAUGCUGUUGGUGACUGAGGAUGGCAGCAUGAAUCCAGAGUUCUCCAAGACCAAGUUUGUUACCGACGAUGAUCUCAACAAGAGCCUCGAGUACUAUUGCGAGCGCAUGUUCGAGGACAACGAGGACGAGAUCACGCAGCUGUACAAGACGCGGCCGCACGAUGACGUCAUGCCGGACGCUGAGCGCGCGAUCUGCUUCAACCACACCAAGUACUGCGAGGAGUGGAUGCUGCCCACCGAGGAGGACACCACCUGGACUGCGGACAUGGAAGCGGAGUACGUGAAGAUCCACGGCCCGGACCCGUACGGGUUCGGUGGGCUGCCGCAGCAGCAGAUGAUGCCUGACAUGGACGAGCCGGAAGAAGUGGACGAGACCAGCCAAGAGGAGUUGCACGCUGAGCUGUAA
Molecule: messenger RNA, 720 nt
Organism: Parnassius apollo (apollo)
Lineage: Eukaryota; Metazoa; Arthropoda; Insecta; Lepidoptera; Papilionidae
Source: the annotation of a GenBank genome assembly